Molecule: messenger RNA, 1695 nt
Organism: Cuscuta europaea
Lineage: Eukaryota; Viridiplantae; Streptophyta; Magnoliopsida; Solanales; Convolvulaceae
Source: the annotation of a GenBank genome assembly
UCGGGAUUCGAACUUUGGUCCUGAUCCAAAUCUCCCACCCAUGGCUGGACCAGCUACCCGUGCUGGUAAAUCAUCUCCCCGUUUCCAGAAGUUUCUGCUACAUACCGUGGGAAAUACGAUAGUAUAUAUCAAUUUGAUUUUGCAUCUCAACCUCAAUCCAAAUGGAAAUUUGUAAAAUCUGCUAAAUCCGGAAAUCCAUAUUGGAUAGCUAAUGACGUGUAAAUGCAGCUCGAGAUCUUAAUGAGAAGUUUGUAACUCUGCAUGCUUACAAUUCCAGGCUGCUUUCGAUCUAAUGGCUACUCUUCGAAGCAGAACUACGUCUGAUCUAAUAAGUGAACUGCCAGAAGAUGUAAAACACAGGAUAUUAGAGUGUCUAGAUACUCGUGAAGCGGCCAAAACUUCCAUUCUCUCCACUCAAUGGAAUGAUGUUUGGUUGCGACAUGGCCAACUUUUCUUUGAUAAGGUUUUAUUAGGAGAAGGUGAAGGCGUUAAAUGCUCGAAAAUGAUAACUAAUGCUCUGAUACUCCGUUCUGGACCGGUUAAGAAAUUUACUCUGGACACUUCCAAAUGGGAACCUGCUCUGCAGCAGUGUGAUUUAGAUCUGUGGUGUCGUUUUCUAUCAAGAAAUGGCAUUGAGCAACUUAACCUCUUUGUUGAUGCUCUCACCAACACAGGAGAUAAGUACACACUACCUGUUUGUAUAAUUUCCUGCCCGACCAUAAAAAAACUGCAACUAUAUUUUAUUGAUAUUCGUUUGCCGGACAAUCCUCGACCGGGUAGUAUGUUUUCCGGUGUUACCUCUUUAGAGUUCAAUUGUGUUGAGUUUUACCGUGACAAUAGCCCCACAGUUAUCCAUCUUCUUGCUCAUCUUGAGGUGCUAGUGUUCUUGGAUUGUCAUUAUAUAGAUAACUUCUUGAUCAGUGCUCCAAGCCUUAAUUACCUCAAUUUCAUCGAUACUCAAAUCGUGGCAGAAUGGAAAUGGUUUGAGCUUCAUUUUCGUGUCAUUAAGACUCUUUGCUUCUGUGCAUAUACGUUUUUGUAUAACAUUCCUGCUGCAAUAAAUAUGCAAGAGAGGCUUCCGAUUGCUAAAAAUCUGCAAGUGAUUGAGCUGCAUGAUUUUAGUUUUGCUCACACAAAUUGCUUCACUCUUGUUAUUCAUUUGCUUCGGAAAUGCCCAAAGCUAUGCGAAUUGGAGAUAAUUAUGAUAACGCCUGAUGUGUCAAAUCGGAGUGGUGAAGCAGAUCCAUGUAUUUUGAGAGAUCCGGACGGUUGGUUUAGUGAUCAGGAUCUCAGUGAGCUCAGAACAGUCAAGAUGAUAUCAUUUAGUGGAUUAAGACAGGAAAUGCUCUUUAUCAAAUUAAUCCUAUCAAAGGCUCCCUUCCUUCAGGAAGUUUUAAUUUCGGAAUCAGCUGGCAUUGAUACAUCUGUGACUCUAGAGGUACAAAGGGAGAUGACCUCCUUCCCUCAUGCAUCUCCAAAAGCAAAAGUUGUUUUCGUGGACCCUAGCUAGGGGCUGCUUUAUUCCCAGAUUAUGAGGCAAUUGUAGCCCUUUUAAUGGGCGUCUCCAUUGUUUCUUCUUGCAUAUGAUCUACAGAAAUUCUAAGUUCUUAUGCUGCAAUAUAUUUGGUGGCAUCCAAUUUUCUUACAUUUUAUUUUGUGACUUAUGGGUUCUUCCAUUUCAUAACCACAUUUAAG